Molecule: messenger RNA, 1032 nt
Organism: Trematomus bernacchii (emerald rockcod)
Lineage: Eukaryota; Metazoa; Chordata; Actinopteri; Perciformes; Nototheniidae
Gene: kera
Product: keratocan
Exons: 2
Coding region: 1-1032 (343 amino acids)
Molecular function (GO): protein binding
Source: RefSeq, a predicted model, not a curated record
AUGGCACUUCUCCUGGGCCUUCUCUGCACCUUGUGCCUGGUUGGGCAAGUUCUUGGCCAGGACAUAACUCAUGAGGAAUAUUUGGCCCAGAUCCAAGCCUGCCCUCAGGAAUGUAGCUGUGCCCCCAACUUCCCUCGUGCUGUCUACUGUGACAAUAAGGGCCUGAAGAGUAUUCCCCAAAUUCCUCCACACACAUGGUAUCUUUACCUGCAGAACAAUUUAAUCGAAGUGCUGUCAGCAGAUGCCCUUCGUAACGCCACACAGCUGCGCUGGCUGAACCUGAACCGCAACAAAAUCACUAGUGAAGGAGUGGAAGAAGGUGUCCUAAGUACAAAGCCUAACCUGGCGCACCUCUACAUGGAUGACAACCUCUUGUCCUCUGUGCCAUCUGCCCUUCCAGCCAGCCUGGAGUCUCUACGUCUGUCCCGCAAUCGCAUCUCCAAGAUCCCUCCUGGUGUCUUCAUUGGUCUGGAUAAACUUAACCUCUUGGACCUCCAGGCGAACAAGCUGAUGGAUGAUGCUGUGACCGAGGUGAGCCUGAAAGGUCUAAACAACUUGGUACAGAUCAACCUGGCCAAGAACCAGCUGAAUAGCAUGCCUAUUGGCUUACCUCCCACCACUACCCAGCUUUUCCUUGAUGGCAACAACAUUGAGAAGAUCCCCGCUGGCUACUUCAAAGGUUUACCAAAAGUGGCCUUUCUGAGGCUCAACUACAACAAGCUUGGCAGCAGUGGAGUUCCCAGAGAUGUGUUUAAUGUCUCCAGCAUUUUGGAUUUGCAGCUUUCCCACAACCAGCUGACUGAGGUUCCCCUCAUUCCCGCUGGCCUUGAACACCUUCACCUCGACCACAACAAUAUAAAAAGUGUAAGUGGCGCAAACAUCUGUCCUGUCGCCAUUGAGACUAUGGAAGACUCCGCCAACGAAAGUGUUCCUCGUCUGCGCUACCUCAGACUGGACGGCAAUGAUAUUAAGCCACCAAUUCCCAGAGAUGUCAUUCUGUGCUUCCGUCUCCUGACGUCCAUUGUCAUCUAA